This is a messenger RNA of Rasamsonia emersonii CBS 393.64, 1131 nucleotides long. Its product is annotated as Methyltransferase. The transcript has 7 exons. The record is from RefSeq and is a predicted model, not a curated record. The coding region runs from base 1 to 1131 and encodes 376 amino acids. NCBI's taxonomy places the organism in Eukaryota, Fungi, Ascomycota, Eurotiomycetes, Eurotiales, Trichocomaceae. Gene Ontology annotation, molecular function: methyltransferase activity.
AUGACAACGCAAACCAGUCCCACCGACCUACCUCAGGUAGAAGUUGAUCCACAGAUCGACAAUGAUUCCAGCUAUGGCGAUGAACUAUCAUCCUAUACGACUUCUCUGACAUCAUCGGUCCUCAACUACCGACACGAGAACGGCAGACGAUACCAUGCGUAUCGUGAUGGGACUUACCUCAUGCCCAACGACGAGAGCGAAUCCGACCGUCUCGACAUGGUGCAUGAGAUGGUGCUCACCAUGAUGCACAGGAAACUGUUUCUUGCGCCGAUCAAAUCUCCGCAGCGGGUUAUUGAUCUGGGGACGGGGACGGGGAUAUGGGCGAUUGAUUUUGUUGCGGACAGGCAAUCUAAUGAGUCUUUUGCGUGCUACAGGGUCCCACCCAAUGUGAAAUUCCUGGUAGACGACAUCGAAUCCGACUGGAUCUAUGAGCACCCAUUCGACUUUAUCCACGCCCGGUAUCUUGCGGUUUCGAUCAAGGAUUUCCCCAAGUUGAUUAGGCAGUGUUAUCGACAAACAAACAACCACAGGGUUAUCCACACGGUUAUUAACCAAUGUUCGUCAAGCAACACCAAACCCGGCGGCUGGGUCGAAUUCCAAGACUGGGACGGCUACCCUACCUCGGAGGACGACAGCAUCAAAGGCACCGCCCUGGAGCAGUACUACAACGAAGUCUACAGCGGGUUCGAAAUGCAAGGCUACGAGACAAGGCCGGGGAUGCGGCUGGAGCAAUGGUUCCGCGACGCGGGGUUUGUCGAUAUCCAUGUUGAGAGGUAUCGUAUUCCGCUGGGGACGUGGCCUAAGGAUCCGUAUUUUAAAAAAGUCGGCGCCUGGUGCCAAAUGCAGGCCGAAGCAGACGGUUUCGAGGCCUUCGCCAUGGCCGUCCUGACGCGUUUCAAAAACUGGACCAAGGACGAAGUCAUGGUGCUGGCUGCCAAGGCGAGGCAGGACACUCGCAAUCGCAAUAUCCACAUGCUGUUUAACUUGUGCGUAGAAUUCCAUUUUAUGGAGAGGUCUAUACUGAUGUCUGUCUGCUCGGAUCAUAGUUAUGUCGUGUAUGGACGGAGGCCGGAGAGAGGGAAAGAUACUACUAUGCCUGUCAGGACAUUGCGGAAAAGAACGGUGCAGUGA